This is a messenger RNA of Oryzias latipes (Japanese medaka), 6327 nucleotides long. It is a transcript of the gene atrnl1b, whose product is annotated as attractin-like 1b. Lineage: Eukaryota; Metazoa; Chordata; Actinopteri; Beloniformes; Adrianichthyidae. Gene Ontology annotation, cellular component: Golgi apparatus. Gene Ontology annotation, molecular function: protein binding. The record is from RefSeq and is a predicted model, not a curated record.
GGCUGUGUUUAGUUUUCCCCAACCCCACAGAUCUUCGCUCCGCUAGCAUGUUAUUCUCAGCCUCCAACUGCCGUGUUUACUGAGAAAAUUUGCUUUUUUUUUCGUAUACUCAAGUAAAAACAAGACAUCAUAUGAGGUAGAUAUGAAAGAACGCUACGUUUGAGGAUGUUUAAAUAACUGAAGAGACAAUUUAGUUGGACCAACAACUGUUAAAGUGUUUUGCUAUUCUGCUCCGGAGAGUCGGCAAGAAGAGUCCUUUCGGUUCCCACGUCCCACCAGAUCCCACCACAUCCAUGUUAGCUGCUGCACUUUGCCGUUCGAGUCCGGGGCUCCAAAUGCCGCCAACUCUCCGUUCGUGUGCGGACGAGACUCGGUUAACUGACGGUGGCAUGUAGGAGGACCAGCGUUUUCCCAGUUUUCAUCCCUAGCGUCAGUAUGAAGGGCAGUUAACGGAUAAGAUGGCUGCUGAAUCCCUAUUUGUCCACGAAUCCGUGCAGUGAUGUUACUUUUAAACGCUAAACUGUACAAGGGCUAGGAUGGCUACACAUUUUUAGGCACCCACUUGUGUCGGUAUUUAGCUAGUUUGUAGCAUUAAGGGUUUUUCAGUGAUGCUAAACGUUCCCCCCAAAAAGAGGGACUGAGGUAAAAAUCCUUCCCACUCAAGACGUUCUAUGCAUGCUAGUCGAGAAGCUUUAUCAUUUUUAGCCGUUUUGGUCGCGAGGCAAGGCUUCAAACUUGAAGAAAAUGCAACUUGUUUGUUGUGGCGAAAGCAUCCCUAGAGUAGUAGCGGACGCUCUGUUAGUGUUUGGAGUUAAACCCCAAGGCCCCGGUCUGCUUCUCGGUUAGUUCGAGCUGGAGUUGAAGGAACAGCCAGAAGAAGAAGAAGAGAGAGAAAAAAUAAGGACAAUGGAUCAUCCUGGAGGGAAAUAUAAGGCUCCAUUUUUCAUGUUUGGACCCAAACCACGGGGACUCAGCCGAUACCUGGCGGUCUAUGUUUUGUUUUGCUUCGUCCUGCUCACUCACGCCUCCCCGGCCAAGCCGUGCGACAAGAGCUGCUUCUCGGGGAAAUGUCUGAACGGCUCCUGCGUCUGCGAGCGAGGAUGGGUGGGAGAGCUGUGCCAGCACUGCCAGGGCAGGUUCAAGCUGACAGAACCAUCAGGAUACCUCACAGACGGUCCCAUCAACUACAAGUACAAAACCAAGUGCACAUGGUUAAUAGAAGGCUACCCCAACGCAGUUUUACGGUUACGCUUCAACCACUUUGCUACAGAGUGCAGCUGGGACCACAUGUACGUCUACGAUGGAGACUCCGUUUAUGCUCCUCUGGUUGCUGUUUUCAGCGGCCUCAUCGUUCCAGAGAGACGAGGGAACGAGACGGUUCCUGAAGUCGCGGCGACCUCAGGCUACGCGCUGCUGCACUUUUUCAGUGAUGCUGCCUACAACCUAACCGGAUUUGAAAUAUACUACUCCAUGAAUUCUUGUCCAAAUAACUGCUCUGGACACGGCAAGUGCACGCCGGGUAACUCGGCCGUCAGCAGAGUCUACUGCGAGUGCGACAAGUACUGGAAAGGCGAGGCCUGUGACAUCCCCUACUGCAGGAACAACUGUGGAAGCCCCGACCACGGCUACUGUGACCUUACAGGGGAGAAGCUGUGCGUCUGUAACGACAGCUGGCAAGGUCCAGAUUGCUCACUAACGGUACCUUCCACCGAGUCCUAUUGGGUCCUUCCCAGCGUCAAGCCUUUUGGCACCUCGUUCGCUCGAGCUUCCCAUAAGGCCGUGGUGCAGGACAAAGUCAUGUGGGUCGUGGGCGGCUACACGUUCAACUACAGCUCAUUCCAUAUGAUCCUCAACUACAACUUGGAGAGUGGAGUUUGGACCACAGUUCCCAUCGGGAGUGGACCUGUGCCAAGAUACGGCCACUCACUUGCAGCACAUCAGGACGACAUCUACAUGUUUGGGGGGAAACUGGAGGCUGGCUUGAACAACGUCACCGAUGAGCUGUGGGUCUUCAACAUACCCAACCGUACGUGGCAGAGGAGGAACCCCGUUGUCGGCUCGCUGGCACAAGUCCAGGUCUACGCCGUGGAGGGACACACGGCCCACUGUGUCUCGCUGGACAGUGGCGACACAAUCAUGCUGGUCAUCUUUGGCCACUCCCCCAUCUACAGCUACAUCAGCUACGUUCAGGAGUACAACCUGAGGACCAACACAUGGUCAGUGCCUGAGACUAAAGGCGCUGUUCCUCUGGGAAGUUACGGCCACAGCAGCACACAUCACGGCAGCAGCGUCUACGUCCACGGCGGCUACAAAGCUCUGCCGAACAGCAAGUAUGGCCUCGUCGAUGACCUGUACAGAUACGACGUGAACACGCGGACAUGGUUCAUUUUGAAGGAGAGCGGCUUUCCACGCUACCUGCACUCAGCUGUGCUCCUCAGUGGAACCCUGCUGGUUUUCGGUGGCAACACGCACAACGACACGUCACUAAGCAACGGGGCCAGGUGUUUCUCCGCCGACUUCCUUGCUUAUGACAUUGCUUGUGAUGAGUGGGAGGUCCUUCCAAAGCCAGACCUGCACAGAGAUGUCAACCGCUUCGGUCAUUCGGCUGUGGUCAGCAAUGGGUCCAUGUACGUGUUUGGGGGUUUCUCAGGCGUGCUGCUGAACGAUGUGCUUGUUUAUCGGCCUCUCAGCUGCCAGGCCUUCUCCGCAGAGGAGGGGUGCCUGAAGGCUGGACCGGGGGUCAGCUGCGUCUGGAGCAGGGGCCACUGUGUCCCCUGGGAACCCAGCAGCCUUGAGCCAUUGCCUUUUUGCCCUCCUAAACCCGCCUCAGUGGAUGAGUGGUGCUUCAGGUUCUCAGACUGCAGCAGCUGCACGGAGAACACCGUCGGCUGCCAGUGGUGCGAUGAUAAAAAGUGCAUCUCUGCUGGAAGCAACUGUACCUCUGGCGUGACCAACUUCACCGCAUGUCCAGUGAGGAACGAGCAGACGUGCAGCAAGUUUGCCAACUGCAAUCUCUGCUUGCUAAAUCUUAACUGUCACUGGGAGCAGAGUCUGUCAAAGUGUCAAUCCAUGCCUGCCCAGCAGUGCAGUGAGGGCUGGAGCCGGGUGGGGGAUGCCUGUCUGAGGAUCAACUCCAGCAGCGAGACCUACGAUAACGCCCAGCACUACUGCAAGAACCUCAACGGGAACAUCGCCUCGCUGACCACCGCCAAGCAAGUGGACUUUGUGCUCCAGGAGCUCAAAAAGCUCCAGCAGCAGGAGAAGCAACUGUUUCCGUGGGUGGGGUUAAGGAAGAUCAACGUGUCGUAUUGGGGCUGGGAGAACAUGUCUCCCUUCACCAACAGCAGCUUGCGCUGGCAGCCUGGAGAGCCCAAUGACUCCGGUUUCUGUGCCUACCUGGAGGAGCCGCAGGUUUCAGGCCUGAAGGCCAACCCAUGCACUGCCACCGCCAAUGGCCUCAUCUGCGAAAAGGCCAUCGGAAACGCCAACCAGAAUAGCCGUCCUUCCUGCAAGAAGCCGUGCUCGCUGCACACCAACUGCAGCAACUGCACCAGCCAGGGCACAGAGUGCAUGUGGUGCAGAAGCACAAAGCGCUGUGUGGACUCCUCUGCUUAUGUCAUAUCCUUCCCCUAUGGCCAGUGUCUGGAGUGGCAAACGGGAGAAUGUAUUGCCCAGAACUGCUCGGGGCUGCAGACGUGCUCCCAGUGCUUGGAGCAGCCGGAGUGCGGCUGGUGUGGCGACCCCAGCAGCACGGGGAAAGGCUUGUGCAUGGAGGGCUCCUACCGAGGCCCCAUGAAGAGAGCUGUGAAGCCGGGUCAGCAGAGUCCAGCCCACGACGUCACCCUGGAGCCAGGCAGCUGCCCCAAAGAAAAGGGCUUCGAUUGGUCUUUCAUACACUGCCCUGCGUGCCAGUGUAACGGCCACAGCACGUGCGUGAACGGCAGCAUGUGUGAGCAGUGCCGCAACCUGACCACUGGCCCCCACUGUGAGACUUGCAUGCCUGGUUACCAUGGAGAUCCCACUAAUGGUGGCAAAUGCCAAGCUUGUAAGUGCAAUGGUCAUGCCAGCGUGUGCCAGGUGUUAACUGGCAAAUGUUUCUGCACCACAAAGGGGAUCAAAGGAGACCAGUGCCAGCUAUGUGACUCAGAAAACCGUUACCUUGGCAAUCCACUGAGAGGAACCUGUUACUACAAUUUGUUGAUCGACUACCAGUUCACGUUCAGCCUCAUCCAAGAAGAUGAUAAUCACUACACUGCCAUUAAUUUCAUGGCCUCACCUGAACAGGCAAACAAGAACCUGGACAUGUCCAUCAACGCAUCGAACAAUUUCAACCUCAACAUCACGUGGUCAGUGGGGUCGACAGCUGGAACCAUCUCUGGUGAGGAGGUGCACAUUGUGUCCAAAACCAACAUAAAAGAAUACAGAGACAGUUUCUCCUGUGAGAAAUUCACCUUCAGAAGCAACCCCAACAUUACCUUCUAUGUGUACGUCAGCAACUUCUCCUGGCCGAUCAAGAUCCAGAUUGCGUUCUCCCAACACAACAGCAUCAUGGACCUUGUUCAGUUCUUUGUGACGUUUUUCAGCUGCUUUCUUUCACUGCUGCUGGUGGCUGCUGUGGUGUGGAAGAUCAAACAAACCUGCUGGGCAUCUCGACGCAGAGAACAGCUGAUGAGAGAGCGUCAGCAGAUGGCCAGUCGUCCGUUUGCCUCCGUUGCCGUUUCGCUGGACGCCAGACGAGAGCUGACCGAAAUGUUGCUGCCUGUAGUUGACGGGGCACCGAAACCUGUUGCAAUCGAGCCGUGUUCUGGAGGAAAAGCAGCCGUGCUGACCGUGCUCAUGCACCUGCCUUCCGGGCUUUCAGCUUUACCGCCACCGGGACAGUCAGGAAUCAUUGUAGCCAGCGCGCUGAUAGACAUUUCCCAGCAAAAGGCGUCCGAUUUUAAGGACAAGUCCCAGUCUUUGAAGAACCGGAAAGCCCUUCCUCCUGCACACCAGGGGACCUGCGUCUGACUCCCUCAGAGCUUCAGUCGCUCCAACAACGUCUCAGGUCCCAGCUGGACUCCUUUCCGUUCACAUGACACGGUGUUACCUUUUGUUUGUUUUUUUUAGAGGAUUUUAAUUUGGCUGCUAACUGCUGAAGAGCUAAACCCUCGCUCCCUUUACUUGCUCAUUUUCCACUCGCCGCAUCCGAGAGAAAAACGAGGAGGAAUCGAACCAUUUGAAGCCAUGAAAGUUCAAAACCCUCCGUUUUUUAGGAUGAAGGAGAAGCCCAGCUGCAUCAGGCGGUGCAAGUGUGUCCUUCUUUUUGCCUUAGGCGUUUUUGCGUUGAGCCUGACCUGGAUGGCCUUUAUGUGGGAAGAAUAUGCACUAAUCCAGGACUUGAGCAGAAACUGCGUGGACGAUGGAGACAGCUUUAUCUCCUGUACAUACUGUAUGAAACCUCCACGCCCGUGUUUCCUGUGGAAUCCUUUUUUUUUUUUUUUUUUAUUGUCAGGCCUCUGAUUUCUGCAGUGUUAGGAGAAAACGGACCAAUCGUGCGUCUUUAAAGGAGGACAAAAAAAACCUGUCUUCAUUUUACAAGAAGCUGAGAAACAAAAAGGGAAGUCACUGUAAAAAAAAAAAAAGUAAAAAACACUUGUUGGUACUUUGCAUCAUUUUGCUUUACCUGAAAACAUCAGUCGGAUCAUUCUGGUUGAUUGUUUGUGACUAAACAAACCGUACACCCAGGAUGUGGCACUCAUCUGGCUGUUUACUUCCUUUUUUUUGGUACAUUUUUACUUGUUUUUGUCGCUAUCCUUUCUUUCUGAGUGUAAAAACAAUAAUCUUUUUGGUAAUGCCUUUGCUUUCUGUGAACUCUCCCAGCAGAAAGGUGAGAUUAAAGGAAAAUAAGCUGUACAGUGUUUUGACAAAAGUGUUUUUGUUACUGUUUUUUUCAGAUUUCACUUCUUUUUUUCAGGUUUUUAUGGGAAAAAACUUGCAAAAAAACCAAAACCUGUUACUUUUCCGCCUUGUCACCAGAUUUUCCUUCUCUGUAAUAGUCUUUUGGGACAUGUGAAGACAGAUUUUAUGUUUGUAUUUUUUGAUAUUUAACAGAUUCCUGUGUAAUACCACCUUCACUUUGACAUGUUUCCAUUGAUUGUCUGCUUUUUGUUUCCUAAUAGUGCCUCUGUACAGAAUGUUUGGGCAUUGUUCAGUUUUAUUAAGAAAUUAUUAAACGGUUUUCCUUUGUAUUGGUUCAGUCAUAUUUUUAGUGUUAAUUAAAUAGUGUUUCUGCACAGGAGUCAUCCCGCUGUACCAUGGAAACAAAUAAAAGCUGCAUAUCAGUAA